ACUGUUGUGACGGCGGGACGUCGUCUCCGGGUGAACGGUUACCCUGACAGUAGCGAAACAGUUAACGGUAGUUUAACAGUAACAAGUGUUUUUACUUGUUCACAAAGUUUACUUUUAAAUCGCGAUAGUUUUGUUUUGAAAACUCUCUUUUAAGAAGCUCAUUGUAGUUUUGGUUUAAAUUUGAGUUUUUUAACGAACUUUUGAAGCUCAGUUUUUGGUGAGAAAAUGAUUUAAAAUAUGUGCUAAAAAAAAAAAGUAGGAGCACAAUCGGACAUCAGGAUGACAGAGCCAGCAGCGGGUCAACACACCCACCAUCACCUGAAAACUUCAGGCAUCAUCAGCCCGUCAGGUGGGAGCAGCAGCGGAGAGGUGUUGGAGCAUCUCCCGGCCAGGAGGAGCCGCGGUGGUAGUGGAGGUGGCGGGCCGGAGAACGGCAACAGGGGGCGCCAGAGAGACCAGAAGCCGCAGCAGCAGCAGCACUGUGUGGAUGUCAACACAGACAAGUUGUGGCAAAUGAAAGGCGGACGUCGGGAGGUGUGCCCAGCCGGAAACGAGCUCUCAAAGUGCCCUCAAAGUGCCCAGAAACCUCACGUCCAUAGCGGUGAUGAUCCCCACAACCCUCAGGGGAAAAACGGUGAAGACAGAAGACCGCUGGAGGUGCACGACGACAGCCACAUCGACUCCGACACCGGCUUGGAUGCGCGUCUGGGUAAGAAGAGGCACCGGCGCAGGACCUCCAGGAAGAAGCGCAACUGGAAGCCGUACUGCAAGCUGAACUGGGACGAGAGGAAAGCUCUGGAGGAGAAAGAGACAGCCAGAGCGUCCAGGUUGAGAGAGGAGAUGUUCGCUAAAGGGCUUCCAGUGGCGCCUUAUAACACCACCCAGUUCCUGAUGGACGAGCACGACAGAGAGGAGCCGGAUCUCAACACCGAGAGCGGCGUCAGGCGCGACAACGACACCGGCAGCGAGGAGGACUACUUCGUGGUGGACAACAACAACGAGGAGGAGGAUGAUGAUGACGGCAGCGAUGGGAUCGGGAGACCCGGGAACGCAGGCGGGGAGUUUCUCCAGAGAGACUUUUCCGAGACCUACGAGAUGUACCACGUCGAGAGCCUGCAGAAUAUGACCAAGCAGGAGCUGGUGCGGGAGUACCUGGAGCUGGAGAAGUGCAUGUCCCGGCUGGAGGAGGAGAACAACCGGCUGAGGCGCGCCGUGGAGCCCGGUGACCGUGGGGGUGUGACCGUGGACGGCUCUCUGGUCCGGCUCCAAGAGCUGGAGAGGGAGCUGGAGAGACUUAAGGCUGAAAACACGGAGCUCCUUCUGCAGAAGCAGCCGAGCAACGACAGGGGACAAGUCGAGACCAAUUAAAAGGACAAUUCACACCCCUCUUUCUAAAAAAAAAAAAAGGUAAAACAUGGGACUCCUGCUUUUUUUUUUUUUUUUUUUUUUAAUGUAAUUUUCUGUAAUCAGUUUGUCAUUUUUGGACCAUGAGUCCACGCAUUGCAAUGCAAUUUCUUUUUCUAUCUGGACUGUAAAGGGUGUCCUGUUUGUUUGUUUUCAAGAAGAAAAUGUAAAUAUUUCAAAAGAUUCUUUUUAUAAAGAGAAUGUAUUUGACAAAACGAGGAUAUUUUUGUUUUUUGGUAUAUCCAUUGACAUUAUAAUGUUCCAUUCAUUGUUCAAUUUAAAAAAAAAAAUAAACAGUUACAUUUUUUUCCUCCAAAAAUGAAUCUUAAUUGGGUUAUAAGCUUAUACAAAAGAUUGUUUUUCUUUUCUUUUUUUUUCUUUUGCAGAAGUCAAUUCCAGAGUGAAUAUUUUAAAAGUUGUGUGUUAAUAAGUUCAAAUAAAAUUUUGAAAUUCUGCUGUCA
Sebastes umbrosus (honeycomb rockfish) is the source of this 1865-nucleotide messenger RNA. RefSeq names its product HEXIM P-TEFb complex subunit 1 (gene hexim1). The transcript has a single exon. The coding region runs from base 280 to 1368 and encodes 362 amino acids. Gene Ontology annotation, molecular function: cyclin-dependent protein serine/threonine kinase inhibitor activity; 7SK snRNA binding. Lineage: Eukaryota; Metazoa; Chordata; Actinopteri; Perciformes; Sebastidae. Gene Ontology annotation, cellular component: cytoplasm; nucleus; nucleoplasm. Gene Ontology annotation, biological process: negative regulation of transcription by RNA polymerase II; negative regulation of cyclin-dependent protein serine/threonine kinase activity. The record is from RefSeq and is a predicted model, not a curated record.